Salvelinus namaycush (lake trout) is the source of this 4104-nucleotide messenger RNA. Its product is annotated as zinc finger protein 436-like. Gene Ontology annotation, cellular component: nucleus. The transcript is spliced from 2 exons. Lineage: Eukaryota; Metazoa; Chordata; Actinopteri; Salmoniformes; Salmonidae. The record is from RefSeq and is a predicted model, not a curated record. Bases 248 to 2350 code for a protein of 700 amino acids.
UAACCGUAACACGUUCUGACGUGAGAGAGGAAUACCAGACAGUGGAUAGACGUGCAGCAGCACAACAACGGUCGUGUGAGAAUUUUUUUCUCCCACUUUGAAUCAAUUCUAACCAAAAGCUUCAAUUUGCUACCUGCAAAAGCAGACAAAAAUAUUGUGUAUAGAAUAGAACAGCAGACUUGGUUGGUUUGCAGCCUCUGGUUUUACCCGCAACCCUUCUGUUUGGAUACAAAACACACCAUAGAAAAUGGCGGAACUUGAGAACGCAGGACUGCCCCAAACAAUGCAGGAGACCCGAGAUGAAGAGGAGCCGGGCAAUUCAAAGGCAGAGGAGAUGGACACCUCAGAAGACCUGCAAGAUGACAACCUGAUUGAGCGGGAACACUUCCACAGUUCUAAUAAUGAGCAGCAAGAUGGACAUUUGGCAGUUAAGAGAAAUGUAAUAUUAGAACGAACAAAAUUCAACCAAAGACAACAAGAAGCAGGAGAGACAGCUGAUGAUUUUAUCUCUGCACUUCAUUGUUUGUCAGAACAUUGUGGUUAUGGAGCUCUGCUCAGUGAGAUGAUAAGAGACAGACUAGUCAUGGGCUUACGUGACAAAAGACUGUCCGAGCAAUUACAAAUGGACCCAGAAAUAACACUGGAUGAAGCUGUCACAUGCAUUCGUCAAACUGAACUUUUGGAAAAGGAACAGGACCUGCCAGAGAAUAACUUCAAAGCUGCCAGCAGUGCGGCAAAUGUAGACAGUGUGCUUUCACAUAGCAAACAUCAAUGCCCAGCCAAUGUCCAGUGCCAAUCGGAGAAUAAUCGAAACUCAGAAAGACCACAACAACCCCAACCAACGCAGGAGAAUGGAGAGGAGCCCCAAGAUACUGGUGGCACUGAUGAGUGGAUUGAGGGUUUCAGUCCUGGAGGAGAGAAGCCUCACUACUGCUCCGACUGCAGUAAGAGCUUUAGAAAAGUGAGGGAUCUUAUAAGACACCAGCGAACACAUACAGGAGAGAAGCCUCACCACUGCCCUGAUUGUGAACAAAGUUUUGCUCGAUUAGAUCGUCUUAAGUCACACCAACUAACACAUACAGGAGUGAAGGCUCACCAAUGCCCUGAUUGUGACAAAAGUUAUUCUCAAUCGUAUCAUUUGAAAAGACACCACCAGCGGAAGCAUAUGAAAGAGAAAUACUUCCACUGCAAUCAUUGUGAGGAACUUUUCUCCAGACCUAAAGAUCUAAAAACACACAUGUAUGUACAUGCUGGAGAAAAGGCAUACCUUCAGCAAGAAACUCAUACAGGUAAGAAGCCUUACCACUGCUCCGAAAUAAACCAGUGCUCCGACUGUGGGAAGAGCUUUCGACAAGUGGGGGAUCUUAAAAGACACCAACGAACGCAUACUGGAGAGAAGCCUUACCACUGCCCUGAUUGCGACAGAGGUUUCGGUCGAUUAGAUCGUCUUAAGUCACACCAGCUAACACAUACAGGAGUGAAGGCUCACCAAUGCCCUGACUGUGACAAAAGUUAUUCUCAAUCGUAUCAUUUGAAAAGACACCACCAGCGGAAGCAUAUGAAAGGGACAUACUUCCACUGCAAUGUUUGUGAGGAACUUUUCUCCAAACCAGAAGAUCUAAAAACACACAUGUAUGUACAUGCUGGAGAAAAUGCAUACCUUCCACAAGACACUCAUGCAGGAAAGAAACCUUACCACUGUUCAAGGUGUGAUAAAAGAUUUCCUGACAUGGCAAAACUAAGAUCACACCUUCCAGUACAUACUGGAGACCUUGCACUCCACUGUUCUGACUGUGGAAAGUGUUUCCUAAACAAGGCAAAGUUUGAAAGACAUCAAAGAACACACACUGGAAGUGUACUAUACCUUUGCACUGACUGUGGGGAGGGUUUUACAAAUAUGCAACAGUUGGAAAGGCACCAGCGAAUGCACACUGGAGAGAAACCAUACCACUGCACUGAUUGUGGGAAGAGUUUUGCUCUUGAAAAAACAUUUAAGUGUCACAAGCAAGCACACAAGUUCAAACUCUCUGGAGAAAGAGCAGCCUAUCCUUGCUCAGAAUGUGGAAAUACUUUUUCUCGUUCAUGUGACGUGAUGACUCAUGUGAGACGGGUGCAUAAUAAAGAGAGACCUUUCCAGUGCUCCUGCUGUGGAAAAAGAUUUUUCCAAAAGAACUCUCUUACAAUACACAUGAGAAGUCACACUGGAGAGAAACCGUACCACUGUUCAGACUGUGGACAAAGCUUCUCCCAAAUUAACGACAGAAAACGUCACCAGAAGAGGCAACACUCUGGAGAGGAGACGACCUCUAUUCUGCAGUCUGAAAAGAAAAGUCACAGAGACACUCAAUAAGAAAGGACUACUACAACAAAGACACAAAAAUGCAAUAUAGUAACAGUAUCACUGUGUUAUUGCAGAUUUUUUUUUUUUUUUUACUUUUGUCAAACACAUUUUUUUUUUAAAUUAAUAGUCAACUUUAUUUUUUAAAUCACUGUUUUUAAAAUUUCUUAUCACUCUCCUAGUUUACACCCUGCAUAAAUGGUAUUUAUCAAUCCUCCCCUGUACCUAAAGCAUUCCAUAAGGCCAAACAACCAAAUGGGUAAUUAUUUGCCCAGUUGAACUACCCAAAAUACUAUAAACAAAGAUUACAACUGUUGUAAAUAUGGGCUAUUAGAACUAAGGUGAAUAUCAGCAAUGUGAUCAUCAGAGUAUAAAUAAUUUACAAGCCAAGAUGUAUUGAAUAAUUUGGGAAAUCAAAUCUAAAAACAACAAUUUGUCAGUAUUCAAACUGGAGAACAGUUAUUAGAUGUCCAUGUUAUUCAGGUUGGCAUGUACUCUCUUAUUUCUUACCUCUGAAAGAGCGGUCAGAUGAUAACGGUAGCUACUGCCAGUAAAAAAAAAAAAAAAAUCCCCCCAAUUUUUUAAGUGUCUUUAAUCCUAAAAGCCUUUUCCACAUCUCUUGCAUGAGUAUGGUCUGACUCCUGUGUGCACUUGCAUGUUGGCUGCGACAUGAAUGGCUUGGCUGAAUCUUCUCCCGCUGACAUCACAGCUGAAAGGCUUCUCUCAUGGACUCGCCUUUUGAGAUCACUGAUGAGUUGAAAGUCUCCCACAGCCACUCCGCUUGUGUGGUUUUCUCACCUGUAUUGAUCAGCUCAUGUAUUUUAAGAGAUUAAUUUGUAAUAAGUCUCUUUCCACAACAGUCCUAAGCAUUGGGCUUCACUCCAGUGUGUAAUUUCUGGUGAUAUUCAGAAGUAGCUUUAUGGAGAAGUUUUUCCGCAUGUGAAACAAAUGUAUAUGUUUUUCCUGUGUGAAUUCAUCCAUGUGUUUUUAGAGAACUGAUGGAGCUGAAGCCCUUCAAACAUAUCUCACAGCUGAAAGGUUUUGGUUUUCUCAUUCCUUGAGUGUGUUAACCAUUACAUGUGUGUGAGAGCUUGUGUAUUCUCAGUUGAUAAUUGUAAUAAAUUCUUUACACAUACAGUGGGGUCUGUAAUAAUAACUGUAUAAAAUAAAUAACUCAAAUACUGAGCUAUAUUCUAUGCAAAAAAAGUGUGAAAUGAUUUUAUACUAAUACAAUUGCUUAGAGAAAGAUUUUGUUUAACAAGUAAUACUUUCUCUCAAAGGUAGGGGUCAACAUUUUUUACACCCCUAAACAUACUUAAAAAUAAAGUAGUUAAAAUGUUGUAUUUGGCCCCAUAUUCCAAGCACGCAAUGAUCAAAACUUGUGACUCUACAAACUUGUAGGAUAGAUUUGCAGUUUGUUUUAUGACAUUUUUUAUGUAACCUUUAUUUAACUAGGCAAGUCAGUUAAGAACAAAUUCUUAUUUACAAUGACGGCCUACCAAAAGGCAAAAGGCCUCCUGCUAGGACGGUGGCUGGGAUAAAAAAAUAUAAAUAUUGGACAAAAUGCACAUCACAACGAGAGACAACACUACAUAAAGAGAGACCUAAGACGACAACAUAGCAAGGCAACAACGUUUUAGUUGUUUCAGAUUAUUUUGUGUCCAAUAGAAUUGAAUGGUAAAUGAUGUAAUGACAAUCACGGAUGACAAAGGGAAAACCAGCCACGUCUCGGACAGGUCUCGCUUCCGGACAAGCUAAACACCACC